AUGGCCACAGUUGCAACCCUCAGCUUUGUAGACUCGCAGGAGGGUGUGAGAUCCAGUGUUUUUCUGUAUCUAUCGGACUUCCGUGACGUGGCGUCCAAACACAUCACACUCCUUAGACGUUUUGACAGGGUUUACCUUGAGUCGGUGGAAAAUAUCGUAACAAACAAGGAUUGCACGGAUGCCAUGGACGAUCUCCAGGAAGUCAUUGCCUUCGUCGGUAGAUUUGACGAAUGGAUCAAAGACAAGACAAUGAUCAUGGAUGCCAGGGCGGCGCUUGCGUUCUGCACUGGGCUGCUUAAUGUUGUUGGAAUAAUCGUUGCCGGGUCAGUCCUUGCUGCCUUCCAAGCACAGCGUAAUCAGAGGGCGGCAGAGCUUCUAGGUAAACAGAAUGAUCUCGCAGACGUCAAUCGAAAACAAGAGAAGUUUGCUCAUAUCAAAACCGAUUUCGAAGAUAUUUCGUUAGUUUGUGACAAGCUGGUGUUGUUCGCCAAAAUUUGGUCUUCGGUUCGUAGUCAAGCUGUACAGUUCCAAGAGCAUCCCAAGGGUGGAAUGAAUGUCGUUAGGGACAGAGUUCAUAUUGGAAGUUGGACUUGUCAGAAAAGUAUGUAAGCCCCUCAUGAAGGGUUUGGAGAUAUACGCCACGCAACUCGAAAAGCGUGGCUAAGGAAGGGAAUAUGUAAUCCGUUAGAGACGUGACAGUCUGUAACCUCUCCUGAUUUUCGGUGACCUGCGAUUUUGGCCAGCUCGCAACAGAAAUAUCUAUCGUCGUAGCAUCACUUGUAUGAUACACGGUUGUUCUGCCUGGGAAUAACUUGGUUUUUCUCGCGCUCAAUGCGACAUGUAUCGUGAAUCUGCGCGUCUAUAACUCUACGGUGGAUGUUUGGUUACGGUUGAAACUUAAAACGCAUGCCGAUGAGCGGCCUACCUUUUUCUACCUCUGAUAGCUUAUUUUACCAGGUCUACAGGUGUACUUUGUAAAUAAUAAUUUUUGUG
Messenger RNA from Serpula lacrymans var. lacrymans S7.9, 993 nucleotides. RefSeq lists its product as uncharacterized. The record is from RefSeq and is a predicted model, not a curated record. The transcript has 10 exons. The coding region runs from base 1 to 609 and encodes 202 amino acids. NCBI's taxonomy places the organism in Eukaryota, Fungi, Basidiomycota, Agaricomycetes, Boletales, Serpulaceae.